Molecule: messenger RNA, 3492 nt
Organism: Strigops habroptila (Kakapo)
Lineage: Eukaryota; Metazoa; Chordata; Aves; Psittaciformes; Psittacidae
Gene: YTHDC1
Product: YTH domain containing 1
Exons: 17
Coding region: 132-2246 (704 amino acids)
Biological process (GO): regulation of alternative mRNA splicing, via spliceosome; mRNA splicing, via spliceosome
Cellular component (GO): nucleoplasm
Molecular function (GO): mRNA binding; N6-methyladenosine-containing RNA reader activity
Source: RefSeq, a predicted model, not a curated record
CGCGCGCCCUCGCACCGCCCGUUCCGGCCCCGUGACGUGCCGAGCGUAAACAAGGCGGUGCACGCUGGGAAGGGGGAAUCGUUACGUGCAGGAAGAGGGAGCCUCCAUCUUAGGCGCUCGGCGGCGUCGGGAUGGCGGCUGAUAGCCGGGAGGAAAAAGAUGGUGAACUCAAUGUUCUGGAUGACAUUUUGACUGAUGCUCCAGACCAAGAUGAUGAGUUGUAUAACCCCGACAGUGAGCAAGAUAAAAGUGAGAAAAAGGGAUCAAAAAGAAAAACCGACAGGAUGGAAAAUGCUGAAAACAAGAGACAAAAGCCUUCUGUGCAUUCAUCAAGGCAGAUGAUGCCAAAGCCUCCUAGUUCAUCAGUUAGCAAUAACAAGAGAAUAGUGAGUACGAAAGGAAAACCAAUAUCAGAAUACAAGAAUGAGGAGUAUCAGAGGUCUGAUAGAAACAAGCGUCCAGAUGGUGAUCGAAAGACACGCAUGUCAAGCAGUUCCAGGGAACCUUAUAAAGGACAACCAGAAAAACCUUGCUUGAGGAAGAGGGAUAUUGACAGAAGGGCAAAGUCUUCUACACCAGAUGGUUCAGAGAGAAUCAGGCAUGAUGUGGAUAGAAGACCAAGCAGAUCCAGCCAUUCUUCUAAAGAAGAGGUGAACUCUGAGGAAUAUUGUUCAGAUCAUGAGACUGGCAGUAGUGGUUCCUCUGAACAAGGCAAUACAGAGAAUGAGGAGGAAGGAAUGGAAGAAGAGGAAGACGAUGAAGGGGAGGAGGAUGAAGAGGUAGAAGAAGAUGGGGAGGAGGAUGAAGAAGAGUAUGAACAGGAUGAGAGAGAUCAGAAGGAAGGAAAUGACUACGACACGCGAAGCGAAGCCAGCGAUUCCGAUUCCGAAUCUGCCUCUUUCACAGAUGGGUCAGUCAGAUCUGGGUCUGGUUCAGAUGCAUCAGAUGAGAAAAAGAAGGAGAGGAAGAGAGCUAGAGGUAUCUCUCCAAUUGUUUUUGACAGAAGUGGAAGUUCUGCAUCAGAAUCGUAUGCAGGUUCAGAAAAGAAGCAUGAGAAAUUAUCAUCUUCCGUUCGUGCUGUCCAAAAAGACCAAACAAGUAAACUUAAAUACAUUCUCCAAGAUGCAAGAUUCUUUCUUAUCAAGAGUAAUAACCAUGAAAACGUAUCACUUGCUAAAGCAAAGGGAGUAUGGUCGACACUUCCAGUGAAUGAAAAGAAGCUUAAUGCUGCAUUUAGAUCAGCAAGGAGUGUUAUUUUGAUUUUUUCUGUAAGAGAGAGUGGCAAAUUCCAAGGAUUUGCAAGACUCUCUUCAGAGUCCCAUCAUGGAGGAUCACCUAUACACUGGGUGCUGCCUGCAGGAAUGAAUGCAAAAAUGUUGGGAGGUGUCUUUAAAAUUGACUGGAUUUGCAGGCGUGAAUUGCCGUUCACUAAGUCUGCUCACCUGACCAAUCCUUGGAAUGAACAUAAGCCAGUAAAGAUUGGACGUGAUGGACAGGAAAUUGAGCCGGAAUGUGGAACCCAACUUUGUCUUCUCUUCCCUCCUGAUGAAAGUAUUGACUUGUAUCAAGUCAUUCAUAAAAUGAGGCACAAGAGAAGAAUGCACUCACAACCCCGAUCAAGAGGACGCCCAUCCCGUCGAGACCCCGUUCGGGACGUGGGAAGGCGUCGACCAGAAGAUUAUGAUAUUCAUAACAGCAGAAAGAAACCAAGGAUUGACUAUCCCCCUGAGUUUCACCAAAGACCAGGGUAUAUAAAGGAUCCCAGAUAUCCCGAAGUAGACAGACGAUUUUCAGGAGUUCGACGAGAUGUAUUUUUAAACGGGUCCUACAAUGAUUACGUGAGGGAAUUCCACAACAUGGGACCACCACCGCCAUGGCAAGGAAUGCCACCGUAUCCAGGUAUGGAGCAGCCACCACACCACCCUUACUAUCAGCACCAUGCACCUCCACCUCAAGCUCACCCUCCAUACUCAGGACAUCAUCCUGUACCACAUGAAGCAAGAUACAGAGACAAACGAGUACACGACUACGACAUGAGAGUAGAUGACUUUCUUCGCCGCACACAAGCAGUUGUCAGUGGACGGAGGAGCAGGCCUCGGGAGAGGGACCGAGAGCGGGAACGGGACCGUCCUAGAGAUAACAGAAGAGACAGAGAACGUGACAGAGGCCGUGAUCGGGAAAGGGAGAGAGAGAGGAUUUGUGACCGGGACAGAGACAGAGGUGAAAGAGGUAGAUACCGAAGAUAAUCUAUCUGGAACCAGUGCUCACUUGAAACAAAAAAAGCUUGUAUUUUUUUGUGUGUUUACAAGUAGUACCUUUUAUUUUCAGCUGUCUACUUAAAGUUCGUUGUGUAGAAGGAUUUAUAAUGACCCUCUCUAUUCCAAGCAUGCAGUGAACUGUGAACUGGAAAAACUCAAAUCGGCCAAAAAUAAAACAUGCGAAGCUGACAUUCAACUUCACAUUUUUAUUGGAGCAGAAUGGGAAACAGCUGAGAAUGUAGAUAUUGAUUAAUUCUCAAUAAGUGUUCAUCUACUUAGUGACUUUAUUCUAGGUUUUUGAAUACUGAUGGAUAACUGCCUUUUUAUUUUAUUUUUUUUUUCUUUUUCAUUUGCUUUGAUGUUUUCUUCCUGUGUUUUCACAUGGUUCAGUGGGAGAAUGCUGCUAUCAAGUAUGCAAAUAUUGAAGUAUGAUUUUUUUUUUGACUGUAUGGCAGUGUUGUAGCAGCCUUUUUUUCCCCCCCCUCCUCUUCACCCCAUUUUUUAACCCUAUCUGUAAAGUCAAGUGUUUUUUCAGUCUUCAGUAAUGAAAGCAAUAUUAAGAAGACACUAUUGAUAUCUAAUUUUUAACCUUUUUAAAAAAUAUUCCUGUGUUCAGUAACAUUUUGGUCAAUUCUCUUGUCUAGUCUCCUUCCCAAAUGUACACAUUGCUUGGAAUGUUCACAACCUGCCUGUGUGGAACCAGAAGAUAUUGCUGUAUUCUACAUUGCUACAAUUUUUUUUAUAUAAAAAUAAAUUGGUAACUAUUGAAAUGAUUAGAACUCCAGAUCGAGUUUCUUGGUCUUCUAACCUUGCCAGCUUUGAUAGAUUCUGGCAGCUCUAGGAAGGUAUUUGUGUUCCAAAAUAGUUCACAAGUUCUUCUGGUAAGUGAAGUUGAUCCAAAGCCUGAAUUUAGGAAAAGGACUUCUGAAAUCAAAGGUAAUUGCUUUUCUGUUUCCACAGUGAAGUAGUCAACAGCUCCUGCAGCUAAUCAGAGUUAUAAAGGCCAUACACAUUCAACUUAAUGAAAUGAUCCUCAAGCCAUUGAGAGGCUGUCCUUGGCUGUAAACAUACCUGUCUCCCAGGAGUACGUUAGUCCUGCAAGAUCCAGACUCUCCCCAUGUCUUCGUUACAGUGAUUACUGCAUCGCUUGCUAUUUCUCUUAACUAGGAAUUAUUUCAACCUAAAUGUCAAUGGUAAAACUGAAAAAGAGAAGUAAAACUUGUUGUGAAAGUUG